UGUGCGUCUCUCCCGCCAUCUUUCCAGCCGGCGUCCAGGAGAAGAACACGUUGCUGGAAAAAAAAUAAGUUUCACUCCCAAUUAUUUGUGUCUAAACGUAGCAACGCGUGUAUUUUCGUCAAAGCAGGGGAACAGGAGCCGAAGAGGGCUCCACAGGUGCUAGCGUCCGUCAUUCCAGCCCUCCAUCAUGGCGGAUAAAAACACCAGGAUUGCCAUCGUCAACCAUGACAAAUGCAAACCUAAGAAAUGCCGCCAGGAGUGCAAGAAGAGCUGCCCAGUUGUCCGCAUGGGUAAGCUGUGUAUCGAGGUGACUCCACAGAGUAAGAUUGUCUGGAUCUCAGAGUCUCUGUGUAUAGGCUGCGGCAUCUGCAUCAAGAAAUGUCCGUUCGGAGCCUUGUCGAUCGUCAACCUGCCCAGCAACCUGGAGAAGGAAACCACACACAGAUACUGCGCCAACUCCUUCAAACUGCAUCGGUUGCCUAUCCCCAGGCCCGGUGAGGUGCUGGGGCUGGUGGGGACCAACGGUAUCGGCAAGUCCACAGCUCUGAAGAUCCUGGCUGGAAAACAGAAACCCAACCUUGGCAAGUUUGAUGUGAGUCUUAAAACUUCCUGCUGUCUCCCCCCCACAGAACACAAGAGCGAGGCGGUAACGCUGCUGGGGUUUGAAAGCACACAGUACAAAGCGGUGCUGUGCUGAUGAGAUAAAGCGGGU
Molecule: messenger RNA, 712 nt
Organism: Micropterus salmoides (largemouth bass)
Lineage: Eukaryota; Metazoa; Chordata; Actinopteri; Centrarchiformes; Centrarchidae
Product: ATP-binding cassette sub-family E member 1-like
Exons: 5
Coding region: 188-697 (169 amino acids)
Biological process (GO): translational initiation; translational termination; ribosomal subunit export from nucleus
Molecular function (GO): ATP hydrolysis activity; ribosomal small subunit binding; ATP binding
Source: RefSeq, a predicted model, not a curated record